Messenger RNA from Chenopodium quinoa (quinoa), 1389 nucleotides. RefSeq names its product protein trichome birefringence-like 4. Bases 1 to 1389 code for a protein of 462 amino acids. The record is from RefSeq and is a predicted model, not a curated record. Gene Ontology annotation, cellular component: Golgi apparatus. The transcript is spliced from 5 exons. NCBI's taxonomy places the organism in Eukaryota, Viridiplantae, Streptophyta, Magnoliopsida, Caryophyllales, Amaranthaceae. Gene Ontology annotation, molecular function: O-acetyltransferase activity.
AUGGCGCCAUUAAAGAAACUCCUAAUCACCCAAAUUCUUCAAAGAAGAAGAAUCCAAUUAAUCUUCACAACUUUUCUUCUCGUUUUCUCUAUCUUCAUCUUACUUAAUUUCUCUUUAACACCCAUAACAGAGACUACCUCUUCAACAGUACCAUCUGCAACUUCGCACCUUCGCUUUGCUUCCAAUUACAUCUCUUCUCUCUCCUCCAUCCCUCGAAGUGCCGCAAUCGAAGACGAGCCGAGUUCCGGGUCUCCGAACCCAGAUGAAAUUGGAUCAUACUUUGCUAAGAAAAUCACUUCUUUGAGCAUUUUAAGGAAAAAAGAAGAUGAUUUUGUAAGAAAGAAGGGAAUUUCUUGUGAUAUUUUUGAUGGGAAAUGGGUUUUGGAUGAUUCUGGCCCGGUUUACUCACCUGGGUCUUGCCCGUUUCUUGAUUAUACCUUCAAUUGCUUCAACAAUGGCCGCUCCGAUCUCGGUUAUUUACGCUACCGAUGGCAGCCUCAUGGGUGUGACAUCCCUAGGUUUAAUGGGAAGAAGAUGUUAGAAAUGUUAAGAGGAAAAAGAAUGGUGUUUGUUGGAGAUUCACUUAACAGAAAUAUGUGGGAAUCUUUAGUAUGUUCUUUAAGAAUGUCUUUAGUUGAUAAGAAGACAGUGUUCGAAGUUUCUGGCAAAAGACAGUUCAGAAGUGAAGGAUUCUACUCUUUCAAAUUCAAGGAUUAUAAUUGUACCAUAGAGUUCAUCAGAUCACCAUUCUUAGUACAAGAAUGGAAACUGCCUAGUGUGAAAGGUUUCAAGGCGAGGCGAGAACUGCUAAGACUUGAUGUGAUUCAAGCUACAACCUCCGGUUACCAUGAUGCUGAUUACCUCAUUUUUAAUACUGGACAUUGGUGGACUCACAACAAAACUCGAAAAGGGAAGAAUUUCUUUCAGGAGGAUGAAAUUGUGCAUCCUGAGUUAAAUGUAACAGUAGCAUACACAAAAGCCUUAAAAACAUGGGCAAAAUGGGUUGACAAAAAUGUAAACAAGAACAAAACACAAGUCUUUUUUGCUGGUUAUUCAGCUUCUCAUUUUAGAAAAGGGCAGUGGAAUUCAGGAGGAAAAUGUGAUGGAGAAACAGAACCAAUAACUGAUGACAAGUACUUAGCAGCAUAUCCUUGGAUGAUGAAGACUCUUGAAUCAGUGAUCUCUAAGAUGAAAACACCUGUUGUGUAUCUUAACAUUACUAAGAUGACUGAUUACAGAAAGGAUGGGCACCCGUCGAUAUACCGGCUACCGGAGACUGAGAGACGGCCCGGGAUGACUCAAGAUUGUAGCCAUUGGUGCCUCCCUGGUGUUCCUGACUCAUGGAACCAGCUUCUCUAUGUUUCUUUACUGAUGUCUUCUAAGUUCUAA